UGGAUAGAAGAAGAAAUUUCAUAAGCACCAUUCAUUGUAGAGAAGCCUGGAAAUGGUAACAAUACUGCAGCAGGGACGAUGCCAAGUGAAAAGUAGGACGCGUAAUCAAUCACGCGUCGCUGUUAAACCUAAGUGGCAAGAAACCCCACCGUCCGCCGUAUCACGUUUCCGAUUAAAAUAUGAUCAAAUCCCAACCGAAUAUCGAUCCUUCACGCUUUCUUCCAGACUGUAACUUUUCUCAUCAUCUUCAUCCCAGCUGCUCCCAAUGCACGACAAUCUGCAGUAGAAAAGCGAAAAGCCGCCGCCGAAGCAGAGGAGAAUGCAGUGUCCGCACCACGCGUUUCCGUACAACGGAACCCUCUGCGCGUGCAAUCCCGGCUACUUGUUCGACGCAGCUCGCCGGAACUGCUCUCUCUUUGGCGAUUGGGACUUCGUCGAGGUUGACUCCGGCGUUGACCACAAGUCCGUUAUCUCCCCCCGCGCCGGCGGUAUAUUUGAUUUCGACUCCAUCAGGAAGCUCACCGAGUCGCAGGCUGUGUUCAUUGAGGGCACCCUCAUUCUGGUCCUCUUCUGGCUCGUCUUCUGCUUCUUAGCUCGUAUAGCUCCGCUAGGUGACGGUCGCUCGCUCUGGUUCCAGCUCCGUUGGUGGAUUAGCCGCCUCGACGUCUGCUUCUCCACCCGCCAUUGGCUUGAGGAUCAGAAGGUGGUAAAGAAGAGAAAAACAGAGCUUGGCGGAACGUUCUCAAUCGCAAGCUGGAUACUUUUUAUUGGUUUAUUUACUGCGUUGCUUUACCAAAUUAUAGCCAAGAGAGCAAUUGAGGUGCAUAAUGUCAGAGCAACAAAUGCACCUGAUUUAGAAGUGUUCAUGAAUGAUAUUGAAUUUAAUAUUACUACCAUUUCAAGCAUGACAUGUGCACACUUACGAGGUCUUGAGACAGUUGCAAGUGGGAAUCCUGGGUUUCUUGACUAUAGAGUUGCUCCUCUCUCAACUUUUGCUAGCCAUUUAUGCAUAAACACCACAAAGGGACCAACCAUUAUCCUUAAAUGCACCGAUUGUCCACUCACACGGGACAAUGCCUUUAUCUCUUGGCAAUUCAUUGAUCUUCCUAAUGAUCCCGCAACUGCCAUUGGAUUUCAGUUUAACCUGACUGCAAAAAAUCCUGAAAAUAAGAAGCACAUGAGUUAUGUCAGUGGAUCUCUAAGAAAUGGAAGUAAUGUUGGCACCAAGGCAGUUACAUAUAGGGGGACAGUCUCAAAUAUGUUACAGUUCAAUAUUUUUCCUAGGAUUUAUCGGAACAUGGAUAAUUUGAGACUUGUCCAACCACUAUUUCAUGGAUUUCUCCCUGGAUCAUUUUUUGAUGAAGUGAAUCAACUACGGUCGUCACUCCAAAAUUCUAAUGAUGGCAUCAUCAACACAACAUUAUAUAUCAAUUUUCUGUCCUCAUAUGUUGUUGAGGUUGAGAAUGAAAAUAUUAUGGGACCUGUAAGCUUCCUCGCGGAUCUCGGUGGCCUUUAUUGUAUCAGCAUUGUUAUCUUCUUCUUCUUGCUGGCACAGUGUGAAAGCAGAAUCAAGAAACUACGUAAUGAAGACAGUGUGAUGCAAAGGAUUCGAAGUCGUAGAAGAGCCCAAGAUCACUGGGGCAAGGUAAGGAAGUAUGUGAUGUACACAUACUUGGGAUCAUUGGGAGAUAUCGAUAACAAUGUUAGAGAUGAUGGGUGUUGUACUGGUGUUGCAUUGCAUUAUAAGGGGUCAUUACACAAACAAAGAGGGAAAAGGGGAUUAAGUACCCUAAGUUUCAGCAAAAAGGAAAGAUUUCUGGGAAAUAAGCAAACCAUCCUGGAGGAGAAUGGUAUUCUUCAGAAGGGGGCACAUCCAACAUCUAACGAGGAAAAAAGCUCAUCCUUAAAUGCCCAACAGGAAGAUACUUUACCUCGUGUCAAAGAUGGAAAGCAUGACAGCAGUAUUCCCUUGCAACAUGCAUGUGGUGAUUUAGAUCUUCCAUCACUUCCUUCAUUAGAAUUUCAUGCUUCCGAGCAAAUGAGUUUGAGUCAUCUCCAGAGAAAUAUUGAAAAUCUUUAUAAAUACAAUGCCAUACUGAGAGAGAAGUUAAUUGCUGCACAGUUAACACUUAAUGCUCUAUCAGAACAAGAGUUGCCUUCAACAAGCAGCAGCCAUGGCAUCUCUGCACACAAAUGAUCAAGGUUGGCUUGAAGAUGCUCAUAGAGAAGGUAAAAAAAGAAUUUCUAAACUUUGAUGAUUGGCUGGGUUACUUGAGAAUUUGGUUCAGAAGCCAUAUGGUCAUUCAAAAAAAUGUACUGGGUAUGAUAUUUCUAAUAUUUGUUUACAUUCAUUGUUUAAUGUUGAUCCCCAAAAUCUUUUGGGACUAAGGCUUGGAAUCCUUGGAUGCUGUUGUUGUAUUGUUUAAUGUUGAUCAGCAUUGAGUUUCAGUUUGUACUUGGAAGAGCAGUAUUAUGCUCUGCACUUUAGUAGCUCAAAAAUACACUUGUAGAAGUAGACUAGGAUCUGUAGUAGAAUUUCUACAGAUGAAUUGCACAUACAUUUUGUAAAUUGAGUGGGAUUGAUCUUUGAUGAAUUCUUGGGAUUUGUGUUACUUCACGGCAUUGCUGUAAAAAAUCAGAAAAACUCUUGAUCACCU
Molecule: messenger RNA, 2657 nt
Organism: Cuscuta epithymum
Lineage: Eukaryota; Viridiplantae; Streptophyta; Magnoliopsida; Solanales; Convolvulaceae
Source: the annotation of a GenBank genome assembly